GACGGGGGAGCCACGACCAGCCACCGGCCCGCGGAAGGGCACUUCGUUCCCCCGCCAGCCGGCUUUGACGGGACGGGGCCACCGGCCACCCGAGAUCAGAGGAAAGUGAAGGAGGAGAUGGAGAGCAGCGAGGACCCCGCCGGCGCCGAGACGAACCGCCAGCACUUCCGGCAGUUCCACUACCAGGAGGCCGAGGGUCCCCGCGAGGUCUGCAGCCGCCUCUGGGACCUGUGCCAGCAAUGGCUGGAGCCCGAGAGGCACACCAAGGAGCAGAUCCUGGAGCUGCUGGUGCUGGAGCAGUUUCUGACUGUCCUGCCCCCGGAGAUGGAGGGCUGGGUCAAGGAAUGCCGCCCUCACAAUUGCGCCCAGGCGGUGGCCCUGGCAGAGGAUUUCCUGCAGAGGCACCAGGAGGAGGGCAGGCAGGACCGGAAGGGCCCAGGGAUGUUCCAUGUGGUGACCGUAAAUUUCCCCGACGCUGAGCACGCGGCAAGCAGGAGUGCAGAGAGGCAGCUUGGGAGGCCCGUCAAGGAGGAAGUCGAAGAAGACGGCCACUCCGUGGAUGAUGGGCAAAUCAACGAGAAUGAGGCGAACAGGUGGAAAACCCUUCAGGGAGCUGAAUCUCACGGGCUCUCGGCAGAUGGGACGGAAUCCGCCGGCCGUUUCCGUGAAAUGGAAGAGAGCUACAAGGGUCAGAGCGGGCCCGAGGGGCAUCAUGAGAACGGCCCAGAAGGGGCCACCGCGGAAGGGACCCCGCCGGGAGAGAAGCAGUCGUUGUGCUCCAACUGCGGGGGGAGUUUCAACCCCAGCUCGGGGUUCCUCGGGCCGGAGGGCUUCCCUCCGGGGGCCAACCCCUACAAGUGCUCCGUGUGCGAGAAAAGCUUCUGCCAGGUAGCCAAGCUCAUCGCCCACGAACGCCUGCACACGGGCGACUGGCCCUACAAGUGCUCGUUCUGCGGAAAGAGCUUCAACCGCAGCUCGGACGUCUCCCGGCACGAGAGGAUCCACACGGGCGAGAAGCCCUUCAAGUGCGCCACGUGCGAGAAGUGCUUCAGCCAGAGGUCCAAGCUGAUCGUGCACGAGCGCUUCCACACGGGCGACAAGCCCCACACGUGCUCCUACUGCGGCCGCAGCUUCCACCAGAGGUCGGACCUGGUGAAGCACGAGAGGAUCCACACGGGCGAGAAGCCCUACAAGUGCUCCGACUGCGGUGGCAGCUUCCACCGCAGCUCGGACCUGGUCAAGCACAAGUGGAUCCACACGGGCGAGAGGCCCUACAAGUGCUCCACGUGCGAGAAGAGCUUCCGCCAGCGCUCCGCCCUCCUCUACCACGAGAGGACGCACACGGGCGAGAAGCCCUACACCUGCACCGCCUGCGGCAAGGGCUUCAGCUGCAAGGCGCACCUCGUGCUCCACAAACGGACCCACACCGGCGAGAAGCCCUACAAGUGCAACUUCUGCGGGAAGAGCUUCACCACCAGCUCGUACUUCGUGAAGCAUCAGAGGAUGCACCUAGGGCAGGAGGCCUUGCCCGUGCUCUGAGCUGCUCUCGGAAGACUUCCCCAGAGCAGGAGGACCACCGCGGGACGUGUCUCUCAACGGGGCUGGACCAAGGAUCAGGCCGCAGGUGGGAAGCUUCGUCUUUGAAUGCUCUCACCGUACGAUUAUUUUUUAAGGACAUCACCCCGUCUGUAGAAAGCUAGCAUCUCAGGGCCUUUCCCCUGACAUGCUAGGUUUCUUACAUGCAAGAAUUGAGAGCAAGAGAUAGAGGAGCAGUCAAGCGUUCCAUUCUCUACCUGCAAUCGGAAAUGGUGCGGGAAAGCUGCUGGUUGUGAAGGUUGGAUUUUAUGUUUUGCGAGAGGCGAGAGAAUAUUUGAGGCUAGGCAAGGUAGGGGGAACCGCCAAAGCCUUGCCGCUCGUGGGAAAAUUAGCCGCAUUUGCUUUCCUGAGGAGCAGAGAAUAUAAAUAAAAGCACAUGCCUCAUUGAGCGGACUCGUUUCAUAAAGACAGUGGAGAGAGGGAGAAACGCUACUCAGUUUCCCCAGGAUAUGAGGGUCAAUUUCAAAGUAUGAUCCGUGAGCAAGUGGCGUAGGAGAGACACCUACCCCCACCCCGCUUGAGAGCUGCUGCCAGUUAACACCACCAAGCAAGACGGAGCAGCUGUAAAGCAGAACCCUAAUAAAUUGUUUGCCGAGCACCUGAAAGCCCAGGCAGUGUACAGAACGCAAAAGAGACCCUGCCCCAAGCAGGGAUGCCAUCUUAUGUAGGCAAAAGAAACACUAUACCAAAACGAACAUCCAGAUUGGAGGGACAGAAAGAAAAGGAGGAUCUUGGAAUUUAAACCUAACUUUAAAGGCAAUUCCGAUAGGUUCAGGACUGGCAAAAAAAAA
Molecule: messenger RNA, 2387 nt
Organism: Podarcis muralis (Common wall lizard)
Lineage: Eukaryota; Metazoa; Chordata; Lepidosauria; Squamata; Lacertidae
Source: RefSeq, a predicted model, not a curated record